Molecule: messenger RNA, 315 nt
Organism: Aphanomyces astaci
Lineage: Eukaryota; Oomycota; Saprolegniomycetes; Saprolegniales; Verrucalvaceae
Exons: 2
Coding region: 1-315 (104 amino acids)
Source: RefSeq, a predicted model, not a curated record
AUGGACCCCAACGUUGUACUCGACCGCCUUCAACGCGACAUCGACGACGAAAACCUCAACAUGGAGGAGAUGAGUCAAGUCUACCAUGACUAUUCUCAGCAAGUCGAGGACGCUGAUGAUUCGCCGACACCCAUCAUGGAUCGUUUCUACUUGCAGGGUGGCAACGCUGCCCUCGCCACCAUGAUAAAUCUGACUCAAGUCAAAUUCGAAACGAUCUGUGCGAUCGUUGAGUCCGUCUUGGUCCCUGCUUGGACACUCGGGGAGUGGCAAACUGUGUCGGCGAUCAAGCUGUCUUCAUCUCUGAAGACUGUGUAA